Pristis pectinata (smalltooth sawfish) is the source of this 2002-nucleotide messenger RNA. RefSeq names its product erythroblast NAD(P)(+)--arginine ADP-ribosyltransferase-like. The coding region runs from base 282 to 1178 and encodes 298 amino acids. NCBI's taxonomy places the organism in Eukaryota, Metazoa, Chordata, Chondrichthyes, Rhinopristiformes, Pristidae. Gene Ontology annotation, molecular function: NAD+ poly-ADP-ribosyltransferase activity; NAD+-protein-arginine ADP-ribosyltransferase activity. The transcript has 3 exons. The record is from RefSeq and is a predicted model, not a curated record.
UGUAGAACUGGGUGAAACAAAUCAAAAGGAUAAUAAAUCCAACGAAACUGGAAUUUGUUGCGUUUCUGCUCGGAAAUCACGUGAGAUGUUAAACAUCGUCACACCGGGAUGUAAAGCCCAGGAGUAGAACUGAUAAGCGAACUGUGAAUUAUAUGCGCGUACUUUUGGGCUGGAAGAGAUGACUGGUUGGCAAAGUGGCAGGUUGAAGUUAAUCUUCAGUGAAAGGAAGAUCCCCUCACAACCCCGUUAGUCGAGAGGAACGUGUUCUUCCUUCGCCAAUAAUGGAUAAAACUCGAUGUAUCCUCCUGUUUGUGAUCUCUAUUAUACUGUUAGUUGGUGUUGUAUCCAUCGGCGUUUAUUUUGCAACUCGUUGUGACUACCUGGGCAUGGAGGAGAACUCUGCCGCUUACCUGUUUACCCAGAGCGAAGCAUCCGAUCAGUUGGCCAUCGGAUAUCUCCAGAAGGAGCAAAAGAAUAGCAAAGUAUUUAGCUGCACGUGGAAUGAAGCAAUGAAGAAAAGGAGAGACAACCAGCGUCUUCGCCAUGUCACAGUACCCGAUGGACUCAAAGAGCAACACUUGUUGGCCGUCAUUGCCUAUACGUUGCCGCCGAUUGGGAAAUGCGGAAACUUUCCCAAUGACUUCAAAAAGGCGAUUAAAUCGUCCGGAAAGAGCAACAGGGACUAUCAGAAAUUCCCGUUUAAGAGUUUCCAUUAUCUUCUGACUGUUGCCCUCAAGAGACUGAGAGAGAUCUCGGGCAGUGCACCCCCGGUCAUCUACAGAGGGAUGAAGAGAUAUUCCCGGGGUACGGUGGGAAAACCAAUGAUAUUUGGAUAUUUCGCUUCCUCUUCGAAGAGCAAGGAUGUUGCCAACGAUUUCGGGAGAGAAACCACGUUCACGAUAAACUCAGAGUACGGCGUCAGCAUAGAGAAAUACUCAGUUAACGAACGUCAGCAUGAGGUGCUGAUUCCUCCCUAUGAAAAGUUCAACAUCACGGCAAUCUCCAAACGGAGUGACGGGGUUGACAUUUCUCUGAGUGCGGUGGGUGUGCAAUGGAUCCCGGUGAAGGUGGAGCGGGACGAGCAAGGCGGCAUGCGGGUGGUGCGUAGUGAUGGGGCGCCCAUUUCCGCAGUGGCGGGGCUGUGCAUCCUGGCACUACUGGGUCCCAUUUCCGUGUAAGGUUCACGCAGAACAUUCGCAUCUCCGGGUUAUAUUUCAACCGAUCAUGUAUGAUUAGAUAUCGGAGCAGAAUAAGGUCUUUCGGCCCAUCGAGUCUGCUCCGCCAUUCGAUCAUGGCUGAUUUAAUUUUCUCUCGCGUCCCUAUUCUCCUGCCUUUUCCCCGUAACCUUUCACGCCCUUACUAAUGGAAAACCUAUCAACCUCCGCUUUAAAUAUACCUAAUGACUAGGCCUCCACAGCCGUCUGUGGCAAUGAAUUUCACAGAUUCACCACUCUCUGGGUGAAGAAAUUCCUGCUCAUCUCUGCUCCAAAGGGACGCCCUUCUAUUCUGAGACUGUGCCCUCUGGUCCUAGACUCUCCAACUACUGAAGCAUCCUCUCCACGUCCACGCUAUCCACGCCAUUGAGUAUUCGGUAGGUUUCAACGAGAUUCCCCCUCAUCCUUCCAAGCCCCAGCGAAUACAGUUGCACAACUAAACUCAAAACACACCUCAUACGCUAACCCUUUCACCCCCAGGAUCGUUCUCAUAAACCUCCCCUGGAAUCUCCAACGCCAGCACAUCCUUCUUUAUAUACCGGACCCCAAACUGCUUACAGUAGUCCAAAUGUAUUCUGGCCAUUGUUUCAUAACUCCUCAGCAGUACGUUCUCUCCUCGUCUGCAUGGGAUUCCUCCCACAUUCCAAAGAUAUAGGGUUUAGGAAGGUGUGUACAUCCUAUGUUGGCGCCGGAAGCGUGGCGAUACUUGCGGGCUGUCCCCAGAGCACUCUACACAAAAGAUGUAUUUCACUGCGUGUUUCGAUGCUCAUGUGACUAAUAAAGAUAUC